Pyrus x bretschneideri (Chinese white pear) is the source of this 819-nucleotide messenger RNA. RefSeq lists its product as uncharacterized. The record is from RefSeq and is a predicted model, not a curated record. Lineage: Eukaryota; Viridiplantae; Streptophyta; Magnoliopsida; Rosales; Rosaceae. The coding region runs from base 148 to 651 and encodes 167 amino acids. The transcript has a single exon.
CCAUCAUCAAUUCUCCGAUCGACUCAGACAGACAGAUUGCUCAACAAAAUCUCCAAAACCAACCCACCCCAAAGCCCAGGUAGGAUUUUGGAAUAAUUCCCCGCAGAUUUCCUUUUCAAAAAAAAUCCAAAAAUCCCAGCUGUUUCAAUGGCGGACACCACCGCAGCAGAAGAAGAGCAAGAAGCGCCGCCGCCGCAGCCAUCGUACUACACGUUGUUUCUGAGAAUUAUGAGCAAAAGGAGAACAUGGGUAUGUAUAUUCGUGUUAGUAUACGCCCUCCUCCUAACUUCUUCAUGGAAUUUCCUCAAAUCCUUGCUCUCCUGGCACAAAUUGCAAGCCCAACAGUCUUCCCCGUCGUACGGAUGGCCUGCCCUUUACGCCUCGGUUCUUCUGGGGGUGGUUUUCGGGCUGCUUUCGAUGUUCGCGGCGCUUGCAGUGAUUGUUCCGGUGACUCUGAUGACGUGGAUCGCCAUCGUGGUUCUGCUGGCCUUCUUCGGGAAGCCGAGGAGGGCGUUGGUGGUGGACGGCGGGAAGAUUACGAGAGAGAUUGUUGGGAUUGUGAUGAGGAUUUUGUUGAAGGAAGGGAAUUUGGUGGCUGCUGGUUGUGCUGUUCUGGGGUAUUUUGCACUUUUUAGGAGGAAUGGGGAGUGAAGUGAUUGACUGAUUUGGUUGUUCGGGGUCUUUUUCUAAUUUGUGAAGAUUUCAGGGAUCUGGGGUUUUGGAUUUUGUAACAUAACAUCUUACUUGUUUUGAUUUUACUGUGGUAUCUGACUGUUAAUUAUUUGUUGUGUUUAUCUAUAUCCUUCCCAAAUUUAGCAA